AUGGGACAAACAAGCAUCACAGGGCCUCCAGUUUGUCUGACAGAAAAAAUAGCUCCAGGAACUCGCAAGAUUGAAUUACUGGAUGUCGUCACAAAUGUUUGGGGAUUGAUUCCACACGAAAAUAUACCGAUUUAUCGUUAUGAUUUUCGUGUGAUGGAAGAAUAUCCACCUAAAAAAGGUAGUACGGAACCAUUACUGAAAGAAGUAACGAAACAAACGAAAAAUGAUUAUCUUACGGUGGAUCGCAAAACAAAAUGUAUGGUGAUUUACCAAAUUUUGCUGAAACGUGAAGAACAGUUUUUUGGCACCUUAGACUCGCUAAUUUAUGAUCGUGCGUCAACUUUGUAUUCUUUGCGGAAGUUACCUUUUUCAAAAUGUAGUGGCGAUGAGAAAGAGGAAAUAUUUUUUGUGAAACCGAAUGAGCUUCCAAUGAAUAUCGUUGGAGAAAAUUGUAUAAUGGUUCAUGUACAUAUAAAACCGUGUAAGGACGACUUUCAAUUAACAAUGAACGAUCUGAGCAGUUGCGUUAGCAACAAUCCUGAUCAAAUCAACCGAAGUUUACAGCAGUUUUUAGAAAUUUUGGCUAUGCAAGAAGUGUUUUUCAUGGAGGGCCGUUUUGUGAGCUAUGGAACAGGGGAGUGUUAUCUUAUGGAUCCGAACCAGUUCGGCUUUGGAGAAAGAGAUGUGCCUGAGUUGCAGGAAGGAAAAUAUGUUGCUAUUGGUGCAGCAAAGGGUGUACGAAUAAUUGAAGGACCGCGAGGUUUUAAAAAAGGCAUCAAUGCGGCAUUGGUAAUUGAUGUGAAAAAAGCAGCAUUCCACAUUGAUAAUCAAAACUUGUUUAAAAAGGCGGAAGACAUCCUUCGGAAGAGUAGUGUUGAUUUGACGCGUCGUAUUGAUCAACAAUCAAUAACCGUUUUAAAUAAAGCUCUCAAAGGAUUGUACGUUCGUUGUAAUUAUGGUAAAAACCGUGCAUUCGUUAUUGCGGGUGUUUCGAAGGAAAAUGCACGAACAUCAAAAUUGGUGACAAAAGAUGGUGAAAUGUCGGUUGAAAAGUACUUCGGGAUGAAAUAUUCUAUGAAAUUGAAGUAUCCAUUUUUGCCGUUGAUUAUAGAACGAUUUCCACCAAAGAAUAACUUUUAUCCAAUAGAAGUUCUAAGUGUUUGUGAGAAUCAGCGGGUAUCCAAGGGACAGCAGACAUCAUUUCAGGUGCAAACCAUGGUUAAAGCGUGUGCUAUACCUCCAUCGCUUCGACUACAGCAAACCAAUGUAUUGAGUAAGGCGAUGAAUCUUGGUACUUUUGACCGGAAUAGGUGGAUGGAAAAGUGUAAUGUGGCUGUUACAAAUAAUUUGGAGCUUAAAGCAAGAGUGCUUCCUAUGCCAGCUAUUGAAUAUCGUACUAACGGAUGGGUAAAACCGAGUGAAAAGACUUCGUGGGAAGAUGGGAAGAAUCAGUAUUUGAUUCCGGCUGUUUGCAAAAAAUGGUGUGCGGUGGCAUUAAUGGGUCCACGAGAAGGAAGACUUAAUGAAUAUCAAUUUCGUAAUUAUAUACGCACCUUCCUGCAACACUGCCGUCGGCAUGGCAUGGAAAUGGAUGAUCCAUUUCUAUGUGAGUAUAUCCAGCGUUCAAAACAAGAGGAUAUUGAACCGUUGAUUACGAGGGCCAAACAUUCGGGUGCAGUAUUCAUUCAUUUUAUAACUGCUGACGAGUUGAAUUAUCAUGCGCAUAUGAAAUAUGUUGAGUCACAAGAACAAAUCGUUACACAGGAUUUGAAAGCAUCCACUGCGGUAGCGGUAGUUACGCAAAAUAAACGCCAAACACUUGACAAUAUCGUUAAUAAAACGAAUGUAAAAUUGGGAGGAAUGAAUUAUUCGGUUCAUCUUGAGACGAACUGCGACAUAUGGCUAACGAAACCAGGACUUCUAAUUGUUGGUUUGGAUAUAGCACAUCCUGUUUUUUCUAAUGUAUCUAAAAGGGAUCGAAAUAGUAUUCCUUCAGUUGUUGGUUAUUCAGCAAACAUUAAAAAGCAUCCAUUGGAUUUCAUCGGCGGAUAUCGCUAUGGCAAGGCGAAUAUGGAAGAGAUGGCGGAUGAUACAAUACAACAUAUCUUCUCAGAUAUAUUGCGUUAUUUCAAUGCAAAUCGUGGGAAGCCGCCGACGCAUUUGUUCGUUAUUCGAGAUG
Molecule: messenger RNA, 2179 nt
Organism: Acanthocheilonema viteae
Lineage: Eukaryota; Metazoa; Nematoda; Chromadorea; Rhabditida; Onchocercidae
Source: the annotation of a GenBank genome assembly